AUGGAAUUUUUUAACUCAGCUGUUGAGAAAAACACCACCUUUGUGCGACCUGCAUAUUUCAUAAUAAGUGGUUUUAUUGGCAUACCUAAUAUUAGCUAUUACUUUGUAUUUCUCUGUUUUAUUUACAUUAUUUCAGUGGUAGGAAACACACUUGUGAUGAUUAUAAUUAUUUUGGAUCAUACUUUGAGAAGUCCUAAACAUAUUGCAGUUUGUCAUCUUGCAUUUACAGACCUGUUAAGUAGCUCUGCUUUGGUGCCAAAGGUUCUUGACAUUUUUCUGUUUAAGCAUUACAAUAUUUCCUACAAUGACUGCUUGACAUUCAUGUUUUUCUGCUUUAGUUUUGUUUCAAUGCAGGCUUUUAAUCUGGUUGUACUGUCCUUUGACAGAGUGAUGGCGAUCAUCUUCCCACUGCACUAUCAAAUGAGAGUGAGCCACAAGCUCAUUUUGUCUUUGAUUGCUUUUUUCUGGCUUCUUGCCAUUACUCUUACACUCAUUGCAGUUGGUCUUCUCACAAGAAUUUCUUUCUGUAAGUCUGUGGUUAUUCAGAGCUAUUAUUGUGAUCAUGGCCCUGUAUUUCGGCUUGGCUGCAAUGACGUUAAUCCCAGUCGUUCAUUUGCUGAUUUGGCACUAGUCCUUGUGCCACUUCUUAUUUUUUGGCUUCCUCUUACAAUUGUUUUGAUCAGCUAUGUGUAUAUUGGCUAUGCUUUAGCUAAAGUAGCCACAGUUCAAGAAAGAAUGAAGGGCUUUAAAACCUGCACAGCUCAUCUUUCAUUAGUGGCAAUCUAUUUCAUCCCAGUAUUAAUCACAUUUACUCUAGGUGCAGACUUAGACCCAAAUGCCAGGACCUUUCUCUGUCCUCUGUCUUUCCUCCAAAGCUGA
Molecule: messenger RNA, 879 nt
Organism: Archocentrus centrarchus (flier cichlid)
Lineage: Eukaryota; Metazoa; Chordata; Actinopteri; Cichliformes; Cichlidae
Product: olfactory receptor 1500-like
Exons: 2
Coding region: 1-879 (292 amino acids)
Biological process (GO): G protein-coupled receptor signaling pathway
Cellular component (GO): membrane
Molecular function (GO): olfactory receptor activity; G protein-coupled receptor activity
Source: RefSeq, a predicted model, not a curated record